GAUAGCUUACAGACUAGUAUUCGGUUUCACAAAUGACUUUUCGUAUGCUCCAUCUGGUUUUAACUUAUGUGCUCUGUAUGCCAUUUGUGAUCUUAGUAUCCCCAGCUGAACUGGGCCAAAUGAGCAUCCAUAACUAUAUCAAUUAUGUUAAUCCACCGGCUGUUCACAAGUACAAACAUGCCAAUGGAGACAGCAUACUCUGUGUCAAAUUUACUGAUCAAAUUUCCCUUCGGCCUGAAAAGCAACAAUACGGGUAUGAUAAGAAGAAUUCAAAUAUAGGCUGGAGGGAUACUCAAGCAGGGGAAUCCCCCCCAAAUAUCUCAGGCAGUGGAUUUGAAAAAAGGUGUCCUGAAGGAACAGUCUCUGUCAGGGAGAUAAAGCACGAACACGUAAAAAGGGCAGGAUCUGUAAAUAUGUUUUUGAGGAGAAAAAUGGUAGAAUCUUCGAAUCAGGUUCAUGACUAUGCUGUUCUACAAUAUUCUUCUGAUGGAAUCUAUAGCGCACAAGGAAGGUUUAAUAUAUGGGAACCAUACGUGGCACCUAAUGAUUUCAGCCUUGGCCAAAUUUGGCUUGUCCAAGAUCAACGACUUCCAACAAGACAAACAAUUGAGGCUGGUUGGGAAGUCUACCCAGCUCAUUAUGGUGAUUCUCGACCAAGAUUGUUUGUAUAUUGGACGAAUGAUGAUUACAAGUCCACAGGCUGUAGGAAUGCGGAGUGUCCAGGAUUUGUGUUGUCCAAUGGUGCACAAAACUAUCUAGGCCAACCCAUAGAUCAAGUAUCUGAGGAUGGAAAAGAUCAAAUUGACAAAUUGAUAAGCAUAAAAAGAGAAAUUUUGCAAGGUGAAGCAAUAUGGUCUUUAUAUAUAGAAGAUAAUGUUGUGGGUUAUUGGCCUGGAUCCUUAUUUAGUUCAUUGGCUGAAUCAACCAAUGUAGUGCAAUAUGGAGGGGAAGUUUUGCAUUCUACUAAUGAUAUAGGAACCCCAUUCUCAAAAACACAUAUGGGCAGUGGUCAUUUUUCUCAAGAGGGCUUCUCAAAGGCAGCUUAUAUUAGGGACAUCCAAAUGCACAACUCUAAUAAUGCUCUUGUGUAUCCUCAAGAAAGCAUUAUAGUUGGGAAACCACUUUGCUAUAAUCUAACUCUUGGCAUUGACAAUACCAAUUCUGAAUGGGGUCACUACAUGUUUUUUGGAGGCCCUGGGGGAGAUAAUCCUAGUUGUCUCAAUUAAUUAUUAGUUAUUGGAAAGGUACAUAUCAUUUAUGCAUCUAUGCUUUUAUCAUGUAAACUAUUUGAGAUAAAUUUUCAAUUAUAUGUGAUAUUUUAUUAUGAAUAUAUUAUUAAAUUAAUAUGAA
Molecule: messenger RNA, 1350 nt
Organism: Cryptomeria japonica (Japanese cedar)
Lineage: Eukaryota; Viridiplantae; Streptophyta; Pinopsida; Cupressales; Cupressaceae
Product: protein neprosin
Exons: 7
Coding region: 33-1226 (397 amino acids)
Source: RefSeq, a predicted model, not a curated record